AUGCUGGUCUCAGACCCUUCGUCUACAAAUAAUCUGGAGGAAGCAAAGGUGCUUGCUUCUUCCUCCGUCAUGCUCGUUGCUGGCAUUGCCGUUGGGGAGACUAAAAAGCCUCGACAUAAUCAUCCCAUUGUCGGUGGUUCUCCUGCUAAAAUUGUGGAUAAAUUAUCCCAAAAAGCUGAACAAUCUGAUUCUACAACUGAGUCAGGAAAAAAAAAUUUUGGAUUUAAGCCUGUAUCUGCGUCAGUUGAUGCCUCUCCAAUAAACCAGGUGUUAAUGUACAUUUUUUCCUCUAAUUUCCCUCCUUUUUAUUAUAUAUUCGAUUUUUUUGAUUAG
Messenger RNA from Protopolystoma xenopodis, 333 nucleotides. The record is from the annotation of a GenBank genome assembly. NCBI's taxonomy places the organism in Eukaryota, Metazoa, Platyhelminthes, Monogenea, Polystomatidea, Polystomatidae.